GUGUGCAUUUGAUCAGUGGCUCGGGUUUGUUUUUUGUAUACAGGUGUCUCCUGCUAGUGGAGAUGGAUAACAGACGGAAGUCAAGGCAGCUGAAAUGUUAUAGUCAGGCACUCUGUUAGACUGUCCUCAUGCUUUUUAUUCAAGACAACCUCUACAAAGAAUCUGUAAAAAUGAUGAUGAACAUUGUCCUUUUGUGUAUGAUCCUCUGCAUAUCGUUGUCCUUCUGGAUAAUAUCUAUUACUGCAAGUACAUAUUACGGCACACUAAGGCCCAUCUCUCCUUAGCGCUGGUUGGUAUCUGUAGUAAUCCCAGUCAUCAUUGCAUCUCAUGGAUUAAAAAGGAAAAGCUUGGAUCAUAGCGGUGCCCUUGCAGGGUUACUUGUUGGCUUCAUCUUGACUGUUGCCAAUUACAGCUUUUUUUCAGCUUUGUUUAUAUUUUUCUUUACUUCCUCCAAACUCACUAAAUGGAAAGGAGAUGUUAAGAAGCACUAUGAUUCUGAAUAUAAAGAAGGUGGACAAAGGAAUUGUGUGCAAGUUUUCUGUAAUGGUGGCGUCCCUACAGAGUUGGCUUUGCUGUACAUGGUAGAAAAUGGUCCUGGGGAAAUACCUAUUGACUUUUCCAAUGAAUACACUGCAUCAUGGAUGUGCUUAUCACUACUGGGAGCAAUCGUUUGCUCAGCGGGUGAUACAUGGGCUUCAGAGAUAGGUCCUGUACUGAGUAAAGGUGCACCAAGGUUAAUAACUACCUGGGGAAAAGUUCCUGUAGGUACCAAUGGAGGAGUCACUCCAGUAGGUCUCAUUGCAAGUCUUCUCGGUGGACUGUUUGUGGGAGUAGCAUAUUUUCUAACUCAGCUUAUGUUUGUGAAUGAUUUGGACAUUGCAGCUCCACAGUGGCCAAUUGUAAUUUAUGGUGUAAUGGCUGGUUUACUUGGAUCUGUAAUAGAUUCCUAUUUGGGUGCAAUCAUGCAAUAUUCAGGUUACGAGGAAAAUACAGGGAAGAUUGUCAAUCAACCAACCACUAAUUCAAAGCUUAUCUCUGGGAAACCUAUUUUAGACAAUAAUGCUGUGAAUUUAUUCUCAUCCAUACUUAUAGCUAUACUUCUCCCUGGAGCUGCAUGGAGUUUUUGGCCAAGAGCCUGAACUACAUUAAUUCUUUUGAAAUAAAUCUAAAAAAACAUAGUACUUAAUGAGAAAUAAUCAGUGCAUGUUAUGAAGAGUUAUGUGAUAUGGGACACUGGUUAUUUUCCUAUAUAAAUAAUGUCGAGCAAUCAUAUCAAUUCUCUGUCAUUGGCUUGCAUUCUAGUUGCCUGUUCUAUAUAUUCUAUAUGAAAUUGACAAAAAAAAUAAGCGGGCAUUAUUGCAUUAUGUUUGAAGAAAGAACUGUUUACAUCUCUUAUUGACAAA
Bombina bombina (fire-bellied toad) is the source of this 1403-nucleotide messenger RNA. Its product is annotated as transmembrane protein 19-like. The transcript has a single exon. The record is from RefSeq and is a predicted model, not a curated record. NCBI's taxonomy places the organism in Eukaryota, Metazoa, Chordata, Amphibia, Anura, Bombinatoridae. Gene Ontology annotation, cellular component: membrane.